UGCUUUUUCUAGGCUUUUUUUGAACUGUCUCGGCUCCCGUAGUGCGUCAUUAUGGAAAGAGUAAUGUGACCGUAAGUGAGUUCCUGUAGUAGCAAUGGGAAAGGUUUAGAGAUGUCGGAUUGAUCUUGUAUUUAAAAGGAAGCUACUGGAAGUAAACACGUUUCAUGCGAGUUGUUUUGAAUCUCGUUUAUUCAAACAAACAAAAAAUUGCUUUCUGGGUUUAACGACUGAAAAGCAUACCAUUUAAGAGCCAACCACGUAAAGGAUGCGGGUAAAAGGUCCAUUCUCUUUAAAAGCUGAUGAAAUGACAAAGAGAUCAAAUAGGCCGAGAAAGCCCAGAGAUGAGGAAUCCUCCGAUGAAGUCACUGGUUUAACAUGCCAGCAUGUACGUAAGGCUGUUGAUCUAAACUCUGUGAAGAAAGCGGUGUCACAGAGUCUGUGGUCUGUGUGCUCAGAAUGUCUCAAGGAAAGGACUAUGUAUGACGGAGAGCCUGUAGGUCCCUUUGAUAUCUGGAUGUGUCUCAAAUGUGGUUUCCAGGGCUGCAAUCCACCUGACAGACAGCAUUUGAUGAAGCAUUUCCAGACUGUACACCCAGAACCCCACUGCAUUGUUCUCAGUCUGAGCACAUGGAAAGUAUGGUGCCAUGAAUGUAAUGAAGAAUUAUCCACGUAUUGCAACAAAAAGGUUCUUGCCCAGAUGGUCGACUUUCUUCAGAAACAUUCAGAUAAGACAUCAUCAGACACAUCAUCUAAAAUAAUAAAAAUCAGAGAGGAAGCUACGGAGGGCAGUGAUCUUUUGAAGGGGAAAAAUCCAGUCAUCAGCACAUUAGUACCUGUGAAAGGCAUAAACAAUUUGGGAAAUACCUGCUUUUUUAAUGCCGUUAUGCAGAAUUUGGCACAGACACACUUGCUGAAUGACUUGAUUUUUGAGAUGAAAGAAAAGGGACCCAAGAUAAAGAUAUGUCCACCGCUGGAAACAAACCUGGACCCAUUAGUUGUGACUCUCCCAAGCCCUGAGCCUUUGACUUCUGCCAUGUUCCUGUUUCUCCACUGCAUGAAGGACAUAGGGAAAGGGCCAGUUUCUCCCAAACUGCUCUUUAACCAGCUGUGUCACAAAGCACCCCGAUUUAAGGGAUACCAGCAGCAAGAUAGCCAGGAACUUCUACACUAUCUUCUGGAUGCUAUGAGAGUAGAAGAGACAAAGCGUAUAAAAGCUAGUAUCCUAAAAUCAUUUAAUAACCCAACUGAGAAGACUGCAGAUGAAGAAACGAAGCGGCAAGUGAAAGCAUUUGGCAAAGAAGGUGUAAAGAUGAAUUUUGUUGACCAGAUCUUUGUUGGUGAAUUGACUAAUACUAUCAUGUGUGAAGAAUGUGAACAUAUCUCUACUGUCAAAGAAGCUUUCAUUGAUUUAUCUCUCCCAAUAAUUGAAGAAAGGGUUUCUAAACCUGCAAAUCCUGGAAGAACAACGAAAUUUAGCAAGCUUCAAGAAAGGGAACUUUCAGAAGAGGCAACAUCACCCACCCUUGUUCAUCCACCAAAAAAUACCAAGAAGCAUGCUGCAGGAAAGGACAAGAAUCAUCUAAGUUACCAAAAGACACCAGACAAAUGUUCAUUCGGUAAUGAAGAAAGCGGUAAUGAUGAAGAAGACACUCCUGCAGAUCUGAAAUGUCAUUAUAGGGAGGCUGGUAGUAAGAAGGUGGCAGCUAAUGGCAGUGAGAAAGAUGGGAGUAAUUUAGAUAGCAGCAAUGAUGCAGAUAGCGAGGCUUCAGAAAGUGAGUGCCCUUCGAAGCAAACUGUAAAUAGCUGCACUGUUGAUUACAUCAAGACUGACAGUUCAAAUCACUCCCCCUCAAAGAGCGACUCUUUGCACAGCAAGUAUAAAGACUGCAAUCAUAACGAGUCUCUCACAUGUGGGGUGUCCAAACUCAGCCUGAACAAUAACAUGAAUGAAACACUGAUCAGUAAUCCAAAUCAGGGUGAACAAACGGACAGCAUGUCACACAGUAAAGAUUCAGCCAAGGAAAAGCCCUUGAUAUCCCAGAAUCCUCAAGUAGCCUUCCAGUCACUCUCCCAUAGCUAUGUACCCAGUUCUAAAGAGUGCUCUGUCCAGUCAUGUCUAUAUCAGUUUACUUCAGUGGAGCUGCUAAUGGGCAACAAUAAGCUGCUGUGUGAGAACUGUACAGAGAAGCGUCAGAAACACCAGAAAAGGACCAUUACAACUGCCGAGAAAAAAGCAGAAAAUGUUUACACCAACGCUCGUAAACAAAUGCUCAUCUCUGCUCUCCCUCCCAUUGUCACUCUUCAUCUCAAACGGUUUCACCAGGCAGGUAUGAGUCUGCGCAAAGUAAAUCGACAUGUGGACUUCCCAAUGGUUUUGGAUUUAGCACCAUUCUGUUCAGCUUCGUGCAAGAAUGUUGUGGAGAGUGAGAGAGUGCUGUACAGUCUGUAUGGGAUAGUAGAGCACAGUGGCUCCAUGCGGGGAGGUCACUACACUGCCUAUGUAAAGAUCAGAUCCCGUCAUAAGAGACAGGAACACAGAAGAAAUGUUGCAGGUCAGAAGGAAGCUGUGGACACAUCGCCAGGUCAGUGGGUUUAUGUCAGCGACACCCACAUACAAACCGUUCCUGAAUCAAGAGUACUCAAUUCUCAAGCCUAUCUGCUUUUCUAUGAAGCAUUGUUCUAGUGAUGCUGUAUCAAGAUAUUGGCCUGCCUUCUACAUUCAGCUCCACCUGACUUACAAAGGCCUCAUCAAAGGUGCUCAUUUUACCUUAAGGAAAAGAACACAGCAGCAAUAAAGUAGUACAAUGGCUACCUUAAAUGCAGUCAUAAAAUACUCUUUCAGCAUGUUAGUUUUCUUCACAAUGUUGAUGUUGAUAUUUCAUGCAUGCUUACCAGUUUUGUGUGUUUAUAUAUAUAUAUA
Messenger RNA from Acipenser ruthenus (sterlet), 2920 nucleotides. RefSeq names its product ubiquitin specific peptidase 45 (gene usp45). Gene Ontology annotation, biological process: protein deubiquitination. Lineage: Eukaryota; Metazoa; Chordata; Actinopteri; Acipenseriformes; Acipenseridae. The record is from RefSeq and is a predicted model, not a curated record. The transcript has 18 exons. Gene Ontology annotation, cellular component: cytosol; nucleus. Bases 266 to 2683 code for a protein of 805 amino acids. Gene Ontology annotation, molecular function: zinc ion binding; cysteine-type endopeptidase activity; cysteine-type deubiquitinase activity.